Messenger RNA from Malassezia pachydermatis, 3180 nucleotides. Its product is annotated as translation elongation factor 2. NCBI's taxonomy places the organism in Eukaryota, Fungi, Basidiomycota, Malasseziomycetes, Malasseziales, Malasseziaceae. Gene Ontology annotation, biological process: cytosolic ribosome assembly. Gene Ontology annotation, molecular function: GTP binding; GTPase activity; ribosome binding. The record is from RefSeq and is a predicted model, not a curated record. Gene Ontology annotation, cellular component: cytosol; ribonucleoprotein complex. The transcript is spliced from 4 exons. The coding region runs from base 1 to 3180 and encodes 1059 amino acids.
AUGUCGCCCGUCAAGGCUUUUGCGUCACAAAACAUUCGGAAUUGUACCUUGAUUGGACAUGUUGACCAUGGAAAAUCGUCAUACGCAGACUCACUGCUAGCUGCCAACGGCAUCAUCUCCUCGAGGUCUGCUGGGCAAAUCCGGUACUUGGACAGUCGCGAAGAUGAGCAGGAACGUGGGAUUACGAUGGAAUCUAGUGCCGUGUCACUCACAUUUAAACUACGGAAAAUUCAAGAAGAUGGGUCGGUUGAAGGCAUUGAGGACUAUACACUGAAUCUCAUCGAUACACCUGGCCACGUCGACUUUUCUUCGGAAGUUUCUACGGCAGCGCGUUUGUGUGAUGGUGCCUUGGUCAUUGUUGAUGUGGUAGAAGGUGUAUGUACACAGACUGUCUCUGUGCUUCGACAGGCAUGGCUGGAUGGCCUGCGUACUAUCCUGGUCAUCAACAAGAUGGACCGUCUAAUUACAGAGCUGAAACUCACGCCGAAUGAAGCCCACCAUCAUCUGCUCCAGUUGGUCGAGCAAGUCAAUGCUGUCAUCGGUGGCUUUUAUGCGGCUGAGCGCAUGGAGCAGGACCAAAAAUGGCACGAAGAACAAGAACGUUUGCGAGAAGAACGACGUGCGCAGGGCCAGUCGGAUGCGGACAGUGAUUUGCCUGAAUACGAAGAGCAUGAGGAUGCGCAUUUGUACUUUGACCCUGCGCGCGGCAAUGUGAUUUUUGCCAGUGCCAUUGAUCACUGGGCCUUCCGGUUGGAACGCUUCUCUACAUUGUACGCCAAGAAGCUGGGCAUCAAAGAGCAGAACAUUCGCCAAUUCUUAUGGGGCCACUACUAUUUGGAUCCUAAGUCCAAACGUGUGCUCACGCAGAAGCAGCACGACAAAGAGAAGCGUAACUUGAAGCCCAUGUUUGUGCAAUUUGUCCUAGACAAUAUAUGGAGCGUAUACCAAAACACAGUGGAAGAACGGCAACAAGAAAUGAUCGAUAAAAUUAUUGCCGCCCUCAACUUGACUAUCCAUCCGCGCGAUCUGCGUGCGAAAGAUGCCAGCACACUGAUGCAAGCCAUUAUGAGCCAAUGGCUUCCUCUGUCUGCAUGCACCUUUGCUGCGAUUGUUCGAUCCCUACCGGCCCCCGCAGAGGCCCAGAAAGUGCGUGUACCACGUAUGAUUCGCCCAGAGGUUGGAUUCUUCGCCUCGGAUGCGGAGUUGGCACCGCACAAUGACGUGGAACGCGACUUGUUUGAGUCGCGCACAGGUACCGAUGCGACGGCCGUGGCGUAUGUGAGCAAGAUGUUUGCUGUACGCAAAGACGAUAUGCCGGAAAACAAACGCGUCCAGCUGACCGCGGAAGAAAUGCGAGAGCGAGGUCGUGUGACACGUGAAACUAUGGCGGCGACUGGCGCUGAGGCAGUGGAAGAGAGUUCGGAGGAUACCUCCUCCGAUCCAGAGGAGACCAUCCUCGGGUUUUCUAGGCUGUACAGUGGCUCUAUCGCAGUGGGAGAUCGAUUGUGGGCUGUUUUGCCGAAAUACGAUACGAAUCAGCCGCCUACGCAUCCAGCCAACGCGCCGUUUGUGCGGGAGACACAGAUCCAGGCCCUGUACAUGAUGAUGGGACGUGAUUUGGUUGCUGUGCAGCGCGUACCAGCCGGCAAUGUGUUUGCCAUUCGUGGGCUGGAUGGUAUUGUGCUGCGCAACGGUACAUUGAUGCAUCCACCUAGCGAUGCCCCACUGGACCAUGUCGUAAACUUGGCUGGCGUGCAAAGGAACACGACACCGAUUGUCCGUGUGGCGUUAGAGCCACGCAAUGCAGCUGAUAUGCCGCGCCUUGUGGAAGGUCUUCAGCUCCUCAACCAAGCGGAUCCGUGCGUGGAAGUGUUGGUCCAGGACAAUGGUGAGCACGUGAUCCUCACCGCCGGCGAGUUGCAUUUGGAGCGCUGCCUGAAAGAUCUGCGAGAGCGAUUUGCGCAAUGUGCGAUUCAGCCAUCGCCUCCGUUGGUGCCUUUCCGUGAGACAUGUGUGAAGGAUGCGAAUAUGGCACCGCCAAAACAGGCUGGUGCGCCACGUGGUACGAUUCAAGGCACAGCUUUGAACGGCGCUGUGACAUUUACAGUACGUGCGAUGCCCUUGCCCAAGGCCGUGGUUGAUUUCUUGGUCGUAAACAUUCCGACGAUGCGUAGGCUCUUACGUCGUGGUCGUCGCAUGGGUGAAGAUGACGACGAUGGCGGCAACGACAAUGCAAACGAUGAUUUGCGGGCCGCUCAGGGCCGCGAGGAGAACAGCGAAGAUGAAGACGAAGUAAAGGCACGACGUGUGCCUGUGCGACUCUUUUGGGAGGAGCUGGAAAAAGUGCUGCAAGCGGCGGGACCGGAAUGGUCGUCGUUAGCCCCGCAGAUUUGUGCGUUUGGACCGAAGCAUGUCGGCCCGAAUAUGCUGGUGGAUGUACACCAGAUUCUUCGACGAUCACUUAAGCAGCGUACGCAGCAGGAAGACUUGGCUGCGUCCAUGACAGAGGUGUCCUUGGACGAGGCGCGUCUGGAUCGUGAGUUGUGUGAUGCGAUCGAGGCUGGCUUCCAACUGGCAACGCAAGCCGGCCCGAUGUGCAGUGAGCCUAUGCAAGGCCUCGCCUUUUUGGUGCAGGAUGUGCAGGUAGACGAUGCUGCGCUGAGCGAUGUGCGUGGCAAACUCUCGCAACUUGCCUCCACGCUGAUUUCGAGCACGCGCGAAGCAUGUCGUCAGGGUUUGCUGGAUUGGUCGCCUCGUCUUAUGUUGGCGAUGUAUGCGUGUGAUAUUCAGGCAGCCCCGGACGUGCAGGGCAAAGUGCAUGCUGUGUUGGCCAGGCGACGUGGACGUGUCGUUUCGGAAGAGAUGAAAGAAGGCACGCUGUUCUUUACGAUUGGUGCACUACUACCUGUGGUCGAAUCGUUCGGGUUUGCAGAUGAAAUCCGCAAGCGUACGUCAGGUGCAGCGAGUCCGCAGCUUGUGUUUGCUGGCUUCCGUAUGUACGAUCAGGACCCCUUCUGGGUGCCACGUACAGAAGAGGAGCUGGAGGAUCUCGGUGAAAAAGGCGAUCGUGAGAACAUUGCUAAACGCUACAUGGAUAUGGUGCGCAAGCGCAAAGGUCUUAAGACCGACAAGCGCCUGGUCGUCUCGGCGGAGAAGCAGAAGACGAUGAAGAGCGUGUAA